AUGCAGUCCUCUCCAGCAAAGUCUCCCAAAAAACAUAAUUCCGAUUGUGCAUGGUAUCAAUGGUCCACCGAUUUCAAUGCUGACCAUGAGGACUUUGGCGAUAAGGUACCAAUUGGUGCCCUCAACAUACUGUCAGGGAGAAAGAAGACAAAGAGCCCAAAUGAUUAUCUCCAGAAGUGGAAAUUUCGGACAAACAAUUAUCUCAGAAUCCUUCAUGAACGAGAGGCUCCACCUGAAGACAAAAAAUGCUGUGCAUGCGGCUCUGAGUUCCCUGCAUAUAGAGAUGAGCACUGGAGACUGCCUUUCCAUAAGAUAGGCAAAUGGAAUGGAGGAUUUUUCGAGGAAACGUCUCUGACCAAGAUAGGUAUGGACAUUUAUCUUGGGCAUCAGGGAAUGCCUUGUCCAGCACUUGGGGAUAUCCAUGAAUGGGAGGACACCGACAGGCCCAUAUAUCAACCGGCAGAGGACUUCCCUACCAUACUCGAGCCAUCAUUCUUGAACCACAAGCAAUGCAUCACAGUUGUUGACAAGUCCGGAGUCCAUUCUAUCAUGAUAAGGUUUUGUCAAUGUCCGAAUGCUUGCACACCUGAUAAGCAAUUAUUCGAGAUGGCCAUGUUUCCGGCAUCCUUCACCCGACCCAAGACUGUGUUUACCUUUCCGGUGCUGGAUGGUUUUGCAUUGGACAACUUGGAAUGCGGAACUUCAGCAAUGAAUUACUACAACAAAUUGACGUCCAGUAUAUUUCCGCAUCUAGUCCCAGAUCGUUACAGAGAAUUAAUGAGAGUGGCACGGCAAUGGCAACAGCUGAAGCUGCUUAAAUGGAAUGGGUUUGCUUAUGAGAGCAGAAGUCCGACGUCCGUGGAACUCGCCCUCUUUUGCCCGGCUUACCUGCAGCCCAGUAUCAAUGCCCCACUCCCAGCCGAUAGGAAUCCAGAUGAUCCCAAGCACCUUCAUCCCACUCAUCUGGACGAUGAAGUCUGGUUGACGGAUGGACAGUGCUUCAUGGUUUCCAAAGACCAAUACAAGGCUCAUCUCGCAGUUGCAAACAAUCUUGUUCAACCUUCCGAAAGCUACCGGGAUAGGCGGGUGCGCGUGCACCCACCACGGCUGUUUUGUGCCUCAUUCUGUUGUGGAUUUUCAAAAGGGCAAAUGGCAAAUGAAUAUGGACUAUGCCCUAUGUCACGCAUCAAGCCACCACACCGAUGGGCUCAGCCAAGCUUUACAUUUUAUGACAUUAAUUGUCAAUACAACAAACACUUCUGGCAUCGGGUGAACAAGAGCCUUCAUUUGAGCAUCCCUUCUGGAAUGGAAAUCAUACCAGGCAUUGGCCUCUGGCAUGUUCAUGGACACCAAGACAAAUGCUAUGUUAGGUAUGCAUCAACAUUUAUUACCGGUGCCGCUAGGAUCGACGGCAAAAUCAUGGAGACGUUGUGGGCACCUCUGAAUAUUAUAUCUCCUGCCAUGAGAGGGAUGUCCACUCCCCAUCGGCAAGAGUGUCUCGAUUACCAGAUGAAUGACUCCAAUUUUAUGAAGAUGAUUCGCAUGAGUGGAUUUCUUUGCCAGAAAUAUAAGGAAGCUAUUAAGGGUGUCGCAGAAAGCGCCUCUGCUUUUGACAAGCUCAACGAAACUGCUGAUCCUAUCAUGGUUGCAACAUGGGAAGAACAGGACUGA
Suillus fuscotomentosus is the source of this 1671-nucleotide messenger RNA. RefSeq lists its product as uncharacterized. The transcript has 8 exons. The record is from RefSeq and is a predicted model, not a curated record. The coding region runs from base 1 to 1671 and encodes 556 amino acids. Lineage: Eukaryota; Fungi; Basidiomycota; Agaricomycetes; Boletales; Suillaceae.